AUGGGCCGACCACCGGUUUUCCUCUUCCCCUUUUACCUCUUCAUCCUCUGCUCUCUCCUCUCUCCCUCUCCAGCCUUGGCCGGCCCCAUCUCCGUCCCAUCCAUACCGAUCAACUUCACAGCUUCUUAUCUCCAAUUCAUAGACAAUUCCGGCGCCUUCUUGGCCUCCGAGAAUGGCUCUUUUCAGGCCCGAAUAACCAACUCCAAGCCCGAAUCCAGAUCUUUCUAUUUCGUCAUCACCCACGUCGCCUCCCACACGAUUGUCUGGGCGGCCAACCGCAACCGCCACAUCUCCCAGUCUUCUCAGCUCCGUCUCACGGCGGAGGGGCUAACUCUCUACAAUGACUCCACCCACCCCAUCUGGUCAACCCCUGCAAAUCCCAGACCCGUUUCUUCUAUGCACCUUCUCGAAUCUGGAAACUUACUCCUCCUCGAUUCCACCAACAACAUCCUCUGGCAGUCCUUCGACUCCCCCACCGAUCUGCUCGUCUCCGGCCAGACGCUGCCCGCGGGGAAAUCGCUGGUGGCGUCGUCGGGCGAUGACGGGGAGCUGUCGCAGGGAAGCUACAGGCUAGUCGUGGGCGACGACGACGCGGUGCUGCAGUGGAACGGGAUGGUUUACUGGAAGCUCUCCAUGGACGAGAACGCGUUCCGGGACACGAGUCUCCCCGUCGAUUUCCUCAUGUUCAACGCUACAGGUUUGUUCUUAAUGGGUGGAAAUGGCCAAAAGGUUGUCAUGAAAAGAAUCAUUAAGGGAAAUUCUCCGGGUUUGGCGUUUGCAAAACUCGAUUACAAGGGAUUGCUGAGCGUUGUGAGCUUUGAUUCUAUUGAUACAAGUAGUAAUCAGGUGAUGGAGGUCCCCAGUGAUAGGUGCCAGAUUCCUAUGAUAUGCAAGAAGCUCGAUGUCUGCAGCAGUGGAGGUUCGUGUCGGUGUGCGCCUGGAUUUCACAACGAUCCUAGGAUGAACAAUGGUGAUUGCAUUCCAACUGAUACUUCUCUUGUUUUCCCUGAUUCCUGCAACAACCACACGGAUUUCAAGUAUCUUAGUUUGAGGAGCGAUUUGGAUUACUUCUCAAAUGACUUCACCGAUCCUGUGAUCCGCGACGUCAACAUUUCCUUGUGUCAGAGUCUGUGCUCCAAAAACUGCUCAUGUUUGGGCGUUUUCUUCAGCCAGAGAUUCGGGUCGUGUUACAUGAUCACAGACUAUUUAGGCUCAAUGAAGUCGGGCUCGGGAGACCGCGUCGGAUAUGUCAAAAUGGUGGCUGUCGGAGUUCCAAACAGUGAUGUAAAGGAUAAUAAGCCUGGUUUCCCAACAAUCGUUGCGGUGCUAUUACCAUCAUCGGCGGUUCUAGCAAUCGCCGUUGUCGUCCUAGUCUGCUUAAGGAGAAGGUUGUCGAGAUCGAAGCGGGAUGAUGAGGAGAUGGAUUUGGUUUCCAUCCCGGGGCUGCCGGUGAGGAUUGACUACGCGGAGCUGGCCGAGGCUACUGAAAAUUUCAAGAACCAAAUCGGCUGCGGCGGAUUCGGAACAGUGUAUAAAGGGACCCUCCUCGACGGAAGUGAGGUAGCGGUGAAGAAGAUCACGUGCUUAGGAUCACAAGGGAAGAGAGAGUUCCUCACUGAGAUUGGCGUGAUCGGGAAAAUCCAUCACGUCAAUCUCGUGAGGCUCAGAGGCUUCUGCACUCACGGCCCGCAGAAGCUUCUUGUCUACGAGUACAUGAUGCGCGGCUCCUUGGAUCGCACUCUGUUCCAAGGCGACACCGUUUUGGAUUGGAAGGAGCGGUGCGAAAUUGCGUUGGGGGCGGCUAGAGGGCUGGCCUACUUGCACUCCGGCUGCGAGCACAAGAUCAUCCACUGCGACGUCAAGCCAGAGAACAUCCUCCUCCACCACAAAUCGCAGGUCAAGAUCUCCGAUUUCGGCCUCUCGAAGCUGCUCACUCCAGAGCAGUCCGGUCUCUUCACGACCUUGAGAGGCACGCGCGGGUAUCUCGCUCCAGAGUGGCUGACGAGCUCGGCCAUUACGGACAAAAGCGAUGUAUAUAGUUAUGGCAUGGUGCUGCUGGAGAUCAUAAGGGGAAGCAAGAAUUCGACGACGAGGAGCAAUAGCUCUGCUGCUGCCCUGUCUCCGUGCCCCUCAACAUGGGAUUCGGCAGGGCAGCAGCGCGUGUACUUCCCUCUCCUCGCGCUAGAGAUGCACGUAGAGGGAAAUUACCUGGAGCUGGUGGACCCAAGGUUGGCAGGCCAAGUCAGAAGCCACGAGGUCGAGAAGAUGGUCCGUAUAGCACUAUGCUGCGUGCACGAGGACCCCAACUUGAGGCCCACCAUGACGAAUGUGGUCGGGAUGCUAGAAGGCGUGGUGCCUUUGGUCGAGCCUAAAUUGAAAUCACUCAAUUUUUUGAGGUUUUAUGGACGUAGAUUUGCGGAGUCGUCUACUAUGAGUGAAGGGACACAGCCUAACCAGCUCAUGUUGUAUAGGCAGCCUACCUCGAGUACUUCUUCCACUGCUUCCUAUAAUUCUUUCUCCUAUGUAUCUUCACAACAGGUUUCUGGUCCCCGAUAGCACUUUUUAGGAAUUCAAACUACUGUAUGUUUUAUUUCAUACUCAUUAUACAAUAUUAUUAGGGGGAAGAUGUAUGUAAUCAGACUAGUAGUUUGAUUGAUGAUAUGAUUCAAAGCUUAGUAUGGGUUCAUCUA
This is a messenger RNA of Salvia hispanica, 2690 nucleotides long. The record is from RefSeq and is a predicted model, not a curated record. NCBI's taxonomy places the organism in Eukaryota, Viridiplantae, Streptophyta, Magnoliopsida, Lamiales, Lamiaceae.